AGUACUAUACGGCGGUCGGUGAUGCUGCCGCCGCCACUAUAUUAUUAUUAUUAUUUUCAUCAUCGCUAUACAACAGUCCAAACGUUGUGCAUUUUAAAUCGUUAGUUUUACACGCACGCCUUUAACGUGCGUGCGCGUGUUGCUAUCGCCGUGUUACUAUUAUAUUAUGAUACUUGACAUUUAAAAAAUAUAAAAGACACCAUAAUUUCGCGAUUACAGCGAUGUCCGCUCGCCGAACAAAAAAUAAUAAUUUAGUCGAUAAUAUUAGGCUUCACAAGUACUUUUUUUUUAUACGCUGCAGUGAACGAUGAGUGCGCGGGACGACUACGAUAUCGUAAAAUAAUAUUAUGCAUUUUUGGUAACAUUAUCAUUUAUUACCUACUAAUGAAUUAUAUUGACAUUAUGAUUAAUGUUGUAAAAUCGUGUUUUGUUGAUUUUAUCGUAAUCGCCGCUCGCCAUAUCGCCCGCAUCGCGUUUAUCGUUUUGACUCCGCCCGCGCAGAGCAAAGUCCUAUACGCUGAUCUCACUUUUCGAUUGUCGUCGUCAUUAUGCGUGUCCUAUAGUUAUCGGUAAUAAACUAAAUGCACAUUUCAACUACCUAUUUCUGUCGUCGACUACUGCCACUGCCACCGCGCGAGCAGACUACGAAAAUAAACGAGUCCGAGAGUCGACUGCUCCCGGGCACACGUCGGCUCAUCGUCGUCGUAGGCACUAAUAAUAAACGUAGGUCGGACUCAAACGCGGACGGGCGAGUUUUUAUUACUUUUCAUUGCCGCUGCUUCUGCUAAUAAUAUUAUUAUAAAUUAAUAAUUAUGUUUUUCAUUCUGUAUGUUGUGCGUAGGUAGUACAGUUUUAUACCGAGUGUUUUUUUUUUUUGGUUCUUUUCCAUUAUCGUCUCCGUUUCCGCUCGACGCUAUCGGUCUAACUGCAAUACGUGAUUUAAUUGUACAACAUACGCCGUACAUUACGAAAUCGAACUGAUAAUAUACCUAUCUAUGUUAUAGUUACGACUAUACGUCCAUAAUCCGAUUUUAUUUUCGAUUUGUUUUGGUAUUGUCUUACAUAAUAGUGUUAUAUUUAAUCGUAAUUAAUAAUUAUUAGCUGAUAACACGCGUGGUCGUGAAAUGGAAUGCCGUCGGACCGUCAUUACCAGCGGAGUGUUGCACUCGCCUCCGUCCGCGUCAGCUGCGCCACUGACGAUGGCUGCGAACAUACGAGCCCGAGGACUCCGGAAUAGUCGGUUGUACGAUUGCGAUGACGAAGUUAUUGAUGAGUACAACAACAACAACAACAACAACAACAGCAACGUGGUCGCUACCACGAUAAACAAUACGACGCAGCUCGUCGAUGAGUUGGAACAGUUACGGACUGACAACUUUCAGCUCAGGUUGCGAGUCUACAAUGCCGAACGCAGGGUGGACAAGCUUUCGGCGGCAGCACUCCGCCGAGACCGGGAGAAACGUUGCAACAGUACCAAUACAGACAGCGAUGAUACCGAUAAUAGUAGUGAUCACAAAACCGCGGCGGCCAAGAAAACCGCUGAAGCGGCCGUACGCACUAUUCACGACUUGUUAACGGUCAACCGGAGAUUGCUAGCACUAUUGGCAGCCACAGUGUCAGCCAAAGCAGUGUCCGUGUCUGCUGACGACAAACGACGCUGGAGGCGACUGCGAAAGCACAUCGAGAAAUACACCACAGACGACCUGAAAGAAGAGAAGAGUAAUGAGCUCGACGAUGACGAUGACGACGAAUUUCAUGACGAGUCUGCGUCGGAUUCCGAGACGUCAUGCAAAGCGCAAGUAGUGUCAUAUGUCGAUCGUUCGGCGACGAAAAAGAACACUCUGCGUUCGCCUCCGCCUCCGACGAUUCCAUCGUCGUCCGCACCGCUCGAGACCACUGGCGAAGAUGACGAAGGUGCCGGUUCCGAGGUGUCCCGUUUGCGGGGACGAUGCAGACGACUGGAGCGAUCACUACAGCAACUAGUCAACACGGAACUGUGGGCCCGAAACAGGCAGAUUGGUAAGCUCGAGCAGCAAAGGUAUGUGACCCAAGUGGCCGACGCGGCUGUACAGAGAGACAGGAAACCGGCCGAGACGGUGGCAGCAGAUACUGCAGCUCCGCCGCAACAUUAUCUGCAGCAGUUCCGUUCGGAAGUCGCUUCAACUAAUACGCCCCUGCCGGUGACCAAAGGAAUCCUAGUAAAACGGUUGCCCGCAGAGACGCCCACCGCAACAGCGUCUACAACCGCCACGGAAUCACUGCAGAACCAUCGAAAAUCACCGCCUACAACUGUGACUUCCAUCACGACACCGCCACCGGUGUUGCCGGACUAUUCAGAAGUUAACUUUUUCUUCAGCUGCGACGAGGAAGAAGAGGACGAAGACUCCGCGGAGAUGAACACUUCGUCGCCGGAAGAGGACACCGCGGAUUCGAACGACUGCGGGGGCGGCGACGAAGAGCCGGUACGGUUAGCUGCAAUCGGCGCUCCGGUGUCGUCGACGAGUGCGCGGAAACGACACUGUCGACCGCAUCACCGGCAACCGCAACAGUCAAACUGCAAGAACGUCGGCGAUACGGCCACUGUUGUUCUUGUCACUACGACGACGUCGUCCUCUUCAACAGAGUCUGCGUCAACCGAGGACGAAGCGGACGAUUUGAACGGCGACGGCGUUAUUCCCAUCGCACGAAGUCGGACCGUGAGUGGCGGCAGCGGUUUGCACCGAAGGCGACGGUGCAGACUCCCACGCCGAUGUUCGACUUGCGGCCGUUGCAGUGGCGUCGCGGACGCGGUGGUGCAGGCUACAGAUCACUCGAAACCUCCGCCCUUGACCGACGCGCAAGUGCAGUGCGGUGACGGAAGUGUGGCUGUAGAUCCCAACUGCAGCAGCAGUGAUGGCGUUGGCGAACAGCAGUUGCAAUUGUUGCGCCGCGAACUGGACGCUCGGCGGCGAGAAAACGGUCGACUGUACGACAUAUUGCUGAGACUGCAACGCGGCACGCGAUCGGGCGACCGGGGAAAAGGCGACGGUGGUCCUAGAAUUCCGUCUCCCGACUUGUCGGACUCCGAUCUGAGCGGUUCGCCCGACCAGCGGGCCGCCGGAGCGGUCCACGGUCGCAUCGCCGACCUGUUGCCGCCGCUCCUGUCCAUGCGGUCGAUUUCGGACGACGAUGGCGACGAUGACGACGGCGGCGCAGAAGGCCAUCGGCGCGACCAGCCGGACGGCGCGGAACAACAGCAACAACAACAGCUGAUGUUGCUCACCCGUCUCCGGGAACGCAUAGUGGCGUACGAACGCCGAGAACUCAACGGCGGCGACGAUCGCGCUGCCGCAGGAAUGGCGCAGCCUCGGCCGGAGGACACGUCGAACGACGCCGUCCGUCGGAUGGACCGCGCCGAUUUGUUAAACGUCGCGCUCCCGCGGGUCGUAGAACGGCUCCGUCAGGCGCUUGUGCCGCUGUUGCAACAUCGGUCGGAAAACGCCGUCGCUGCAGCCAGUGGUAAAUCGACGAACGUCGGCGGCGGCGGCGGCGAUUCAGCCAUCGACGGCGCACCACCGUCACCGCCGACCGAAGAACGAUGACAAAGAUUUUGUGUUGUAUAAUACCUACCACCCUUCGGGAAACACUAGGUAUACCUACUUGAGCAUUAUAUUAUUAUUGUACCGUCAAUAGAAUCGGGUCAUAAAUAUGGGUUUGGUUUCACUGAGUGGUUAUAUGUAUAGUAUUCUUGUUGUUGACGUUUGUUUUUUUAUUUUAUUACGACAUUUUUUUAAUUUUUAUAUACGCCAAAAAACUAUAUACACAAUUUUUUAUUAUUUAAAUUAUUACAUCUUACGAUGUAUGUUGCAAUCUAGGCGCCUUACCUAGAAUAAUAUAUUAAUUUUCCAAAAGACUUAUAUUCGUGUGCCAAAAAAAAAUAAAAUUAAUAUGCAUUUUUGUACUAUACUAAUACUAUAUAUGUAUGUAUACUAAUGUCUAAUAUGAUUACUAUUCGCUAUAUGUGAAAAUGUUAUGUGAUUUUUUUUUAUAUACCUAAUAUUAUUAAGCAAAAUAAAUUUUAUUGUAUUAAUUAUUUAUAAAAUAUACGCAUAAAUAUACUUUUACAAUUGUUAUAA
This is a messenger RNA of Aphis gossypii (cotton aphid), 4115 nucleotides long. RefSeq names its product general transcriptional corepressor trfA-like. The transcript is spliced from 2 exons. Bases 1125 to 3581 code for a protein of 818 amino acids. Lineage: Eukaryota; Metazoa; Arthropoda; Insecta; Hemiptera; Aphididae. The record is from RefSeq and is a predicted model, not a curated record.